AUGUCAGAUAAUGCAUCAUACGACUGUAGUUUUUGCUGUGUUUUGCAGUUGCAAAAUUCUGAUUUUGGAAGUGACGAAGAAGGUUUAUUAGAGGACGAUUCGUUGAGUGAUUCAGAAAAUUCAAGCACGAACAAGACUAAAAGCAUAGAAGCAGAAACAACAAUGAAUGUUGAAAGCGAAAAUUCCUGGCAGAAAGAUAUUUGGCAAUUUAAGCAUUUACCUUACUAUGAUGAAAUGAUGGUAGAAGCUGAUGAACAGUUUAAGCACAUCAAGUACGGUUUAGUAAAGACUAUAUUGCUACGAGAUAUACACCCUGGUUUGGUUAUCUGGCUGCAUGAGCUAGAAAAGUAUAUUGGUUUGUAUUCCCGUCGCUUUUCGAAGUCAGACCAUAUUUGUCUCGUGAAGUUAUGCUAUAGUUGCAUGACAAUGAAGGACGCAGAUUUUCAAAUUGUCAAAAUUUGUGCUCAAUCAUUGACUAAUCUAUUAUAUCGAAGGAAACUGUUAUCAAGACGUGAUCUAAUACUUGAUUGGAAACCGCUGUACGAUAUUCAUGUUGAAGUGAGUCACAAAGGUUUAGAACAAUAUGGAAUGUUUCUACUUCCAGACGGAAUAAAGUCUAUAGUUGAACAGACAGUUGCAAUUUGCAGAACAUAUUUCAGCUUAGAGUCUACUCAACAAAUUUUGGAUGAAGUACGACCGUUCAUAUGCCCAUGGGAUGAAAGUAUGCUACGAGCAAUGAGUACGUUAAAUUUGUUCUUGCCGACUUGUAUGGAGCAAGCAGUGCACAAAAAGCACGGUGCUGUUUUAUGGUUUGAAGAAAUUUGGCACUGGUUUACAAAGCUCGAGAACAAUUCAGUCUCUGAAUCUAAACUAGGAGGACUUCUAGCGCGCUUAGCUCGCGAAUGCCCUGGUUUGAUAGACUGGCAUGAUAAAUAUGAUGUGAUCAUGACUCGGAUACUACGGACAUUAAAUUUGGAAGUUGGACAAGGUAUUGAUCGGGUAAAAAUUUCCUCGGUAACUUCGCUUCAUAUUGAUCACGGUGCUGUUUGGGUAGCGUAUAUGCUUGGUGGAGAAGACAAUGGAAUUCAAUCUCACCUCACUCGUCUUUUCAAUUUAUUAGAAUCUUAUUUGUAUCCUUCGAAUUAUGGAGUUCAUUCUGUUACUAUACUUCAUUUUCUAUUAAAAUUGGUGAAUCAUGUAUCUCAAAGAUUACACAGAGAGCGAUAUCAAAAAUCAAGUUGCCAUCCUCAGAUUCCAGCAAACAUGCGCUUAACAAAUGCACAACUAGAUGAGUUUGUUGAGUCUGUUUUACCGUGUGUCAAGCUUUCACUUUUCGCAAAAUAUAAAAUAGAGUAUGCACCAGCCAUAAUUCGUAGUCUAUCGCAUAUCGCACCACGGAUUGUUGUGCCAGCUGUUCUUGACUUGGUUUAUCCUGCACUUGAGUCAGUUAUUGAGCCUCAUCGCUUAGUCCAAUCCAUGAACGCCCUCACAGCAGUCUGCGUUUCAUUAGCUCGUGAUAAUUCUAAUUCGGAUGAUUGCAAACGUGCUCCUUUACAUGCAGUAGAGGCACCAUCGGGCAGGCCGUAUCGCAAUCAUGCCAUAGUUUUGCUCAAUUCAAUUUUGCCUGGUUUGGAUGCUAAUGAUAUUUCAAAAUCGUUGCUCACUUUUCAGGUAAUAAAUUUGUUGUUCACGUUGAUACCAGUUGUUGAUUGUUCGGAAGCUGUUUAUCUGCGUAAUGACUUGACAGAAGAAGAGAAAGAAGUUUGUUCAGCAACAGCAAAUUUCGAGACUAUUGUAGAAAAUCUUAUGGACAAACUGAUAGAGAUCAUUCAUACUUUCACUGGAGGUGCACCAAUCGUAUCAACAAUUCAGGGCUCUUUAAUUGCUAAAACUCAGUCUAAACUUUCUGUAGAAGAAGCUGUAAUAAAGCGAGGCAUAUUUUCUGUAUUUCGUUCUCUUCUUGAAAAUUGCAGUACCUCAAUUUAUAAAAUUGCCGUUAAUAAGUUGUAUGAUUUUGUUGCAACAAAUAUUUAUGAUAAUCGAGUAGCCGCGGACACAGUUUCAGAUAUGGUUUUCUGUGCUGCUAGAACAAAUCCACCAGAAUCUUUGGAUCGAUUUCUGGAUCUCAUUAUAGAAAAAUUGGUACCAUUAAUAACAGAAGAAGUUUACGGUGAGGAGGAUUUGGAUACUACAAUUGUAUGGUAUCUUGUACUAGCGUCUCAAAUGUUCAGAAUGCCUGGAUUGCAUAUUGUGUCACAUAAGAAUAAAAUGCUUACUCUGUUGCGAAUGAUAUUGCCCUUAAAUUCACGUACUGCAUGUGAGUUGUCGUGUAAGGCUUUGGAAUGCAUGUUGACAUCACUGACAUUCAUUUACAUUGAUACCGAUGAAGAAAGGCGUAAAAUACUUGAUCAAUCGCUUGAGUGCUAUUUACCUGUUCGGAAUUGGGCAAAACUAGCGGAUAAAAAGACAUUUCAGCUGAAAUGGCAUAUACCAAUAGAAGUGGAAUUCGAACUGGCAUACGCUAUAUUGGAUGAAUUUUUUUAUCCUCAAUUGAAAAAGUUAUCAGAUGCAGAUUCUUUAUCUAAAACUGGGAUGUUGAAAAGCUUAGAGAUUGUAAGUUCUUGUCUUUCUUCUAUAUCUGGAGCACUACCACCUCUUGGUGGAAAAUUGAUACAGUUAACAGAUUCUCCAAUAGAAAUUUACCCACUUCAGUACAUCAUCGCCCCAAGUUAUGUAAAAGUUAUGACAUAUCGAGGCAGCAAUAUUCGAGAUCUUGUAUUUGAACGGAUAAAGAAUGUUGCUGAAUAUUUAUUGCACUAUCGCGAAAAUGAUACCAAAUCAUUAUCUGUUGUAUGUAGAAUUUUAAAUAUCUUAGUCUUCCAACGUGGUAUCGAUCGAGCAAAGUUUGAACUUCACAAUCAAAAUUACUUGUUAUCGAAAAAAACUGUUGGAGAUGCAGUUAAAGGAAAAAAAGCAAAUAUUGAGAAAGUUGUAUCUGAGUAUCUUUUGAUGCAUCAUUUUAAACGAACAUUGACAUCUAGUGCAUAUUACUUUACGACACAGCAUUUAGAAAUAAUGAGAUUGUUAGUACGACUGGGUACGAGUCUUUACAGUGCGACUCGAAUUCAAGCUCAAAAGAUAUUGAGUCACUGUAUUCAGAAUUUUUUUCUCUCAUAUCGUCUUAUAUUAGAUGAUAUCCUCUCAUUUCUCAAAGAAUCGCCAGACAUAUCGCAUGAACAGUUUAAGGGUGCUUUAUACAUGCUUUUAAAUGGCGAAAAAUUUGCUAUUUGUGUUCGAAGAAAUUGGGCUACUUUGGAGAAAGUGUGGCCAGCUCUUAUUGAAGCACAACAUUCUGAAAAACCUUCUGUGAUUGAUCUUUUGGAUUUGGCCCAAAAUACUCUCAUCCACGAUUUAGAAUCAUUCCAGAUCAAGUUUCAGAUGCCGGAAGAACCAAUUACUGAAGCCUUAAAAUUAUAUUCAGCAGCAAGUGGUGAUGGUGUGCAUCGACUUGCAUGGCUUUUGCCUAAUGAAGAGGAAAUCAAAGCUUCAAUCGGGAGAGAAAAUAGUCUUUGUCAGCAUAAUGAAAAAUUAUAUUAUUCCUUGUGUAAUCGUUUGCUAACACUUACAACUCAAUCGAACCUACAUUGGCGACAUUUUGAAAUGGCGCAGUGUUCUCUUUCAUUACUCAUCAGACGAGAUAUGCCUUAUCCACCUGAUGCAAUUAAAUUAUUCAUUCGACUCCUUGUUAAUGAUACUUAUAAAACGAGGUGUAUGGCUACAGCCUUACUAUCUGCUUGGUUCCGUAUUACAAAACCAAAGGCAAAAAAAAUACAAUUUGAAAAUCCCGUAAAGUUAGUGAAUGCUGGUCCUGGCGCCGUCUGGCCUGUAAAAUACGGCUACCGAAUGGACAAUAUGAUUACGGUUUAUGACAAUAAAAGUGUGCCGCGUACUGCGGAAAAUUGGAAUUCCACAAUAUUUUCGCACAAAAUGCACUUAGGUUUCUACACGUGGCCCAAGAUUAUAAAAGUACCAGCGCCAGCCAAUGAGCAAAAAGCAAGUAAUCUGACUUUUGAUGAAUUAAGUGAAGUUGAUCGUUUUGUGGUGGAAACAUUUCGAGAUGAAGAAUUUGCUCUUAAAUAUAGGCAGUAUAUGAGUGUUGAAGAGAAAAAAUGUGAUGAAUCAUUUGAUAGUACUACUUACGCUUUCUUUUACGGUUUGUUUCGGAAAUAUAAUGAUCUCUUACUUCCAACUUUCAAAAAGCAUUUCGAGAUUUUGCUCAAUAGCAAAAAGGAAGGUGAACAGCGACUAGCAUCAGAAAUGACCGCUGGUUUGGUGAAUGGGAGUAAAUUGUGGACUUUUGAAAAGAUUUUAUCAAUGACGAGCUGGCUUAGACCAUUACUAUUUAGCUGUUUAGAAACAAUUGAAGAUGAGAACACUAAAUGUUGGACAAAAGCAUUCUCUAUAAUUUUCUCAUCACUUGAUCCGAAAGCGCUUUCCUGGUUGAUUGAAAUGCUAUUCGCAUUAAGCAUGAAACCAACAGAUAGUAGUUUCCAUGCUACCACACGAUUACAUUUUCUACAUAUUGCGUUGGGUGAAUGUGAAUGGCGAGUAACUCAAUUGUGGAAUCAGCUUUUUGAAAGAUGUUUGGAAACCAUGGAAGGGUCAUAUCAGAAUUUGCGUGAAGGCAUUGGCACUACUAUUGCUACUAUUUUAUGGUUUGAUCAAGUGGAUUUAUUCAUUGAUCCUCAGAUUCCCAAACAGUUUCAUCCGAAAAAAAUUGUAGAUGCAAUGAACCAAAUUGACACAAAGCUAGAACUUCUGUGGAAUGAAGUUAGCAGAGCCAAACAGAGUUUUAGUACAGAUCAUGAUUACUGCAUCACUAACGAAAGAAUUGAAGGAAAUGGCGGUAACGGAUGGAGAAAAGCAAUCAUGACGUUCAAAUGUGCACUUAAUUAUAUGGAUUCACAUUGGAUGCAGUCGUUCACAGCUCUACCACCUGCCAUUUUCAAUGUUUUACCUUUACUUUUACAUUUUGAAAAUGAAACCAGUGAUGAAGAGUUAAAAUAUAGUUGUCGCUGUCAGUUACGGCACGGAAUGUCUCAGACUGUAGUAGUUGCCAAAAAUGUAGAAAUGGUAUUAUGUGGCGUAAAAGAGUUAUCAUCAUCAGCUGCUUCGUGGUGGAAACCCAAAGUUUCAUUACUGAAGUAUUUACAAGUAGCUGUUUUUUCUAAUUUCUUCGUUUUCUUUCAUCACCGUACAGAAUUGCAAAAUAUUCUUUGCUGUAUGAUACUCGAUUUUAAAUUUGAAGUACGUAUAGCUGCUGCAACAACGCUGUCGGGUUUUUUCCACUGUCGAUUCCUAGACGUCGAAAACUUGCUUGUAAAGUUUUAUGAGUGGUCACAACACGAAAAUGAUAUAAAACGACAUGCUGGAAUUUUGGCUCUAUCUGCAGUAGUUCAGGCAUUCCCUUACUCGGUACCUUCUUUUUUGCCUAAAGUUUUGAUGCAGUUAUGCUCUCAUACGUGUGACAAACAACCUAUACAGAGUACAGUGAAGAAGGCGCUGAGUGAAUUUAAACGUACUCAUCAUGAUAAUUGGCAUGAACAUAAGAUGCAGUUCAGUGAAGACCAACUUUCCAUCUUAACUGAUUUAUUCGUCUCACCAAAUUACUAUGUUUAAUU
Thelazia callipaeda (thelaziosis nematode) is the source of this 5681-nucleotide messenger RNA. Lineage: Eukaryota; Metazoa; Nematoda; Chromadorea; Rhabditida; Thelaziidae. The record is from the annotation of a GenBank genome assembly.